Molecule: messenger RNA, 2935 nt
Organism: Closterium sp. NIES-67
Lineage: Eukaryota; Viridiplantae; Streptophyta; Zygnematophyceae; Desmidiales; Closteriaceae
Source: the annotation of a GenBank genome assembly
AGGACUGCUUGCUUCAGUCAGUCGCUACUGAGGCCUAAACGCCACCAUACGCUGUGACAUCGUAAAGCUCACGCUCUCGCUCUGCAGAAACAUAACGUGCUGAUUAAGUUAGUUCAAAUGCUUCUCCGGCGUCUCUUGCUCGCUCUCCAUGCUGUCGCCAUGCCAACGAUCAAGUCCCCCGACUCGCCUCUUAUCUCGUUGCUCCGCGGCAACCGCUGGUCGUUCUUCGUCGCCAUCUCCGCCCUCAGCUGCUUCCUCGUCCCUUCCUUCUUCGUUUCCGGCCGCUUCCGCUCUCACAUCGAUUUGUUGAUUUCCCCAAUCAGCAAUCGAAAUUCAGCUGCCGUACCGUUUGAAACGAAACCUAUUGGACGCGAGCUUACUAAAGACGGGCACUUCCCGCCAUGUCCGUCCAACUGGACGCACCAUAUCCCGUGCUACGAUCCAAACAUCGCCGCCCAGUUCCCCUUCGCAGACAACGUUUUCCGCGAGAGACACUGUCCGCCCCCUUCCGACCGGCCGCGCUGCCUAAUCCCCCCUCCGCCCGGCUACGAGCGCACGCUCCCGUGGCCGGAGAGCCUGUGGAAGGUGUGGCGCAGCAACGUGCCGCACUCCACCAUGCUCAAGGACGCGCGGAACGUGCGCUGGAUGGAGAUGCGCGGCUCCGCGUGGCGCUUCCCCGGCGGCAUGACGGCCAUGCCCGGGGACGACGGCGCGGAGCGGUACGUGGCGCAGCUGCGCCACUUCAUCCCCUUCGGCUCGCGCCUGCGCACGGCGCUCGACAUCGGGUCCGGCGUGGGGGGCGUCGCGGCGGAGCUGCUCCGCCAGGGCAUGCUCACCAUGUCGCUCGCCCCCCGCGACGGCUACCGCGGGCAGGUGCAGUUUGCGCUCGAGCGCGGGCUGCCUGCGCUGGUGGGGAUCCUCGCGACGCUCCGCCUGCCGUUCCCGUCGCUGGCGUUCGACCUCGUGCACUGCUCGCACUGCCAAGUCCUCUUCGCCCUCCCCAACGGCACGCACCUGUACGAGGUGGACCGCCUGCUGCGCCCGGGGGGCUUCUUCGUGCUGGCGGGCCCGCCCGUGCACUGGCCGGGCAGGGCGGAGGAAUGGCGCGCGCUGCACGCCAAGGCGCGCGCGCUGUGCUGGCGGCUGGUGCUGCUGGUGCCGCACGUGGCCAUCUGGCGGAAAAGCAGGGGGGAAGGGGUGAUACGGGAGGAGGAGGCGGCUCCAGGGGCAGAGGAGACGGGUGCACUGCUGUGCGCGGAGGAUGAUGAUCCCGAUGCCACUUGGUACUCCCCCAUGCAGCCGUGCGCCAUCCGCCCUCCCCCUCCCGCCUGGAGCCUCCCCCCGUGGCCGCAGCGCCUGUGGUUCGCCUCCCCCCGAAUCUACGGCUCCCUCCCAGUGCGCUCCCCCCCUGGUGCGCAGUCCCACGCGCUGGAGGGGGAAGCUGGGCAAGUGGGGGUGGGGGGGGGGACGGGGAAGGGGAGGACGGAGAAUGGCAAGGGGAGGAAAGGUAGGGGGAGGGAAGGAAAGGGGAAUGGUGAGAAGGGAGGUGCAGCGGUGGGGGCCGAGGAAACCACAGAGGAGGAGAGGGGGAGGAAAGAAGGCGAGGAUAAGGCAGAGCAGCAAUUGCGGGGGAGGAGUGAGGAUGAGGCUCCUGCUGACGGUGGUAAGCGCCGGUUGCAAAGUGCUGAUGGUGAUGGUGAUGCUGAUGGCGAUGGCGAUGGUGCCGCUUCUGGUGAAGAGAUGGGUGCGGCUCACACUCCCAGCAGCAGCGCUGGCGAUAGCAGGGGAGCCCAUGGGGCAGGCACAGAGGCCACAGGUACAGACAAGGGCGAGCAGAGGGCGGAAGCUGACACGGCAAGCAGCGUGGCAGAUGCAGACCCUGCAGCAGCUGCAGCAGCGGCAGCAGCACGUGAUGCAGAAGGGAGCGAGGCAGUGCGAGAUCAGCAGCAGGAGGGCAUUCGAGAGGCGCUGAGGGCGGAGCAGCGCAAGUCGCUGGUGAACUCCGCCACGGGGCAGUACAGCAAGAAGCACGCCAUGGCGCUGGCCGCCCUCUCGCCCCACCAGAAGCGCCUCAACAUGGAGGCGCGCCGCUGGGGGCUGCGCCUCGCGCACUACGACGCGCUUGUGCUGGACCGUGUCCUGGGGCGGCAGACCAAGAAGAAGAAGCGAGGGGAUGGCGGGGAGGGGGACGGUGGGGAGGCGAAAGGGGAGAGGGGCGAGGGGGGCGGGAAGGGGAGGGAGGAGAGCAGGCCUGGGCGGGUGCGCAACGUGCUGGAUAUGAAUGCGGGCGUGGGGGGGUUUGCGGCGGCGCUGCGGGCGAGGGAGGAGGACGGGGAGGAGGUGGUGUGGGUGAUGAACGUGGUGCCGGUGACCAGCCGCUACAACACCCUGCCCGCCAUAUUCGACCGUGGGCUGCUGGGCACGGUGCACGACUGGUGCGAGGGGUUCGCGUCGUACCCCCGCACUUACGACCUUGUGCACUGGCAGGGCGUCUCGUCGUCCGUCGCCCUGGACAGGUGUGACAUAGAAGACGUGAUUAUAGAGGUGGAUCGCCUGCUGAGGCCCGGGGGCACUGUGAUUGUGAGAGACGUGCCGGCGGCGCUGGAGGGGGUGCAGCGAGCCGCGAGAGCAGCGCAGUGGGCGGUGGAGGUGCACCCACCAGAGAAGGGCACCAGCCGAGAGCAGGUGCUCGUGGUGCACAAGCCCCUCUGGAAGGUGGAUGCCAGGGGGCGCAUUGAGAUUCUAGAAACGGAUUCUAGGUAGAAUGAGUACAAGGGAAAUGAAAGGGAAAUGAAAGGGAAAUGAAAGGGAAAUGAAAGGGAAAUAAAAGGGAAGUAAAAGGUGCUGCCUAAGUCGGUUUUCCCUGUGAGAAAAAACUCCAUUCUGGGUGGUUUCCCUUCUGAGGAAAAGCUCCGUUGCCGGGAUUUGAACCCGG